AGGGUCACAUGGCUCGCAGGGCAACAUGGCUGCGCCCGCACUAGGGCUAGCUCGUGAAAGCUGCGCCAGGCUGGGUCGCGUCCUUUCACUACUACUGCUCCUGCUGUUUUGUAAGGCCGCGAGGAGCGAGGAAGCCAGGACCGGUGCCGGCGCGACGUCCGCCCAGGGGCCCUGUGGCUGCGGCACGCCCCAGCGGCCCGGGAGCCAUGGCAGCUCAGCGGCUGCGCACCGAUACUCGCGGGAGGCGAACGUCCCAGGUCCGGUCCCCGGAGAGCGGCAGCCUGAGGCCACAAAGAUGGUCCCCAUCCCUGCGGGGGUAUUUACCAUGGGCACAGAUGAUCCUCAGAUAAAGCAGGAUGGGGAAGCACCUGCAAGGAGAGUUGCUAUUGAUGCCUUUUACAUGGAUGCCUAUGAAGUCAGCAACGCGGAAUUUGAGAAGUUUGUCAACUCAACUGGCUAUUUGACAGAGGCCGAGAAGUUUGGCGAUUCCUUUGUCUUUGAAGGCAUGUUGAGUGAGCAAGUGAAGACUGGUAUCCAGCAGGCAGAAUGCAGUGUAUUACCACAUGAGGAAUUUCACGAGGAACUGAAGCACAAUGUAUUCAAAAAUUUCGGAUCUACGGUCGCAGCUGCUCCCUGGUGGUUACCUGUUAAAGGCGCUAACUGGAGACAUCCAGAAGGGCCCGAUUCUACUAUCCUACACAGGGCAGAUCAUCCAGUUCUCCACGUCUCCUGGAACGAUGCGGUUGCCUACUGCACGUGGGCGGGAAAGCGGUUGCCCACAGAAGCUGAGUGGGAAUACAGCUGUCGAGGAGGCCUACAAAAUAGACUUUUCCCCUGGGGCAACAAACUGCAGCCGAGAGGCCAGCAUUAUGCCAACAUUUGGCAGGGCGAGUUUCCUGUGACCAACACUGCAGAGGACGGCUUCCAAGGCACCGCACCUGUUGAUGCCUUUCCUCCUAACGGUUAUGGCCUGUACAACAUAGUGGGGAACGCCUGGGAGUGGACUUCGGACUGGUGGACGGUUUACCAUUCUGUCGAAGAAACACUUAACCCAAAAGGCCCCCCUUCUGGGAAAGACCGUGUGAAGAAAGGUGGAUCAUACAUGUGCCAUAAGUCCUACUGCUAUAGGUAUCGAUGUGCUGCUCGGAGUCAGAACACACCUGAUAGCUCCGCCUCCAACCUGGGAUUCCGCUGUGCAGCUGACCGCCUGCCCACCGGGGACUGACCACCAAGAAGAGCUUUCCCAAAUCCAAGGAGAAGUUAUGUCUGACCUGCCCUUGGCUUCUGUCCAAACUUUGAAUGCUCUUGUGCAAAGAAUUCCCACCCCAGGGUGGGCUACAUACCUUCCCAAUGGCCAAAGGAGAACCCGUUUGUGAGACCAAAUCACUGACCCGUGUCAGUGUACAUGCUUUAUGGUGUGGUGCAUCUUUGGAGAUCAUCGCUGUGUUUUUAUUUUUUGAGAGUGUUUUAAAGAGGAAGGGGAGUGGAGAGAACCCUGAACGAGGCUUUAGGGAGCCUGCAUCCUACCCAGGCUCUGCCACAGGGGUUAGACCCUGGGCUCCAACAUUCUAUGUUUCUGGGCCUCUGUCCUCGGUUAUCAAAUGAGGGGAUGGAUGGCAUGAUCUCUGAGGUUCUCUCCAUCUCACAAAUUCUAUAAAUGAUAUCAGAGUCUAUUGUGAUUACAUAGUGAGAAUUUAUGACAGAUUAUUUUUUAGCUAUUUUUUUCCAUGUGUGAACCUUGGGUGAUACUAAUCAUGUAAAGUAAGAAUUCUCUUAUGUAUUAUUUUUCAGAAGAAAACAGGAGGGUGUUACGUCCUUUAUAUUCAUAUUGCACUUUGUUUUUCCAAGGAAAUCAGUGUCUUUCACGUUGCUAGGAUGAAUCCCACAUGGGCCAGUGAUGGUAUGCUACAGUGCAGCAAUCUGAACACACAGGAACAUCUGUGGGGUGACUCUACUGUGCUUUAUCUUUUAACAUUAAGUGCCUUUGGUUCAGAGGGGUAGCUAUAAGCCCUAUUUCCCCCUCUCCCCAAAGCCUUCGGUGAAUAUGAAAUGUGUACUAAACGGGGAAACCUAUUUAAUUCUAGAAAUCCGAGAAAUGAAUGAGGACUUUGAAUUAACUAUGUUCAGGGUAUCCAGUAUUUUAUUAUAGGGAAGUAGGAAAUCUUGUUGACUGUGGAAUAGCUGAUGCUUUGAAUCAUGCACUAUGUCGAAUAAACUGGUAUCUGCUUAAUCAGG
Tupaia belangeri chinensis (Chinese tree shrew) is the source of this 2235-nucleotide messenger RNA. It is a transcript of the gene SUMF1, whose product is annotated as sulfatase modifying factor 1. Gene Ontology annotation, molecular function: formylglycine-generating oxidase activity. The record is from RefSeq and is a predicted model, not a curated record. Bases 26 to 1225 code for a protein of 399 amino acids. The transcript is spliced from 10 exons. NCBI's taxonomy places the organism in Eukaryota, Metazoa, Chordata, Mammalia, Scandentia, Tupaiidae. Gene Ontology annotation, cellular component: endoplasmic reticulum. Gene Ontology annotation, biological process: protein oxidation.